This is a messenger RNA of Acanthosepion pharaonis, 1887 nucleotides long. The record is from the annotation of a GenBank genome assembly. NCBI's taxonomy places the organism in Eukaryota, Metazoa, Mollusca, Cephalopoda, Sepiida, Sepiidae.
AUGCGUGCCUUCUCAAGCUUCCUUGGCAUAUAUCUCCUGUUGGUUGAAUGUCUUUUCAGCCAGACGUUCUGUGCAGUAUUUCGCCGAGUUAUUUACGACAUCAGCGAUGGUGACAGCAGCUCUGUCGAAGGAAGCUCGGCUAGUUCGAAGUACAGCAAACCGUGUGGCCUGAAAGUGUCUUACAGUCGAAAUUGCUACUUAGAACUUGUUCCCAAUCACGGCUGGAUCGAGAGAUUAUGUCCCGAAGGAACCUUGUUCAGCGAGAAAGACUGUGUCUGCUCCCUGUCACUUUCCGAAGAGUGGCUUAAUAAAAGCGAUCGAAAUCAGUAUAAAGACUAUUUUCAAGAGUCUGGAUCGAAUUCUUGUAACCGGAAGCCAUCAUCUAGCGACGAAACCUAUUUGCAGUUUAUUGAGACCUAUGGUUGGAUAAAAAAAUAUUGCCCCAAAGGAACAACUUAUAUAGAUGAGGACUGCGCAUGCUCGCCUCUGGUUUCUUAUGAAGACAGUGAUGGGUGCGACAGCAGUGAAGAAAAUUGUGUUAUGCCAAACCCUACUCCCUGUCCGAAAAGAAAAAGCAAUAAUUCCAACUUUUAUCUCCAGUUUAUCGCUGGUAAAGGCUGGGUUAAGCGGCCUUGUCCGAAAGGAACUGUUUACAGUGCUAAAGACUGCGCAUGCUCAGUUACAGUUUUCGAUGAAAUCUUUGAUAGUAGUAGCAGCAGUAGUGAAAAAAAAGAGAAAAUGAAAGAAGAAAGCUCAGAGGAAGCUAAAUAUAUCCCUUGUACCAAAAAACGAAGCACUAAUCCUAACUUUUAUUUUCAACAUAUUGAAGGCAUAGGUUGGUUUAGACAGCGUUGUCCUAAACGAACUGCCUACAGCCCCGUUGACUGCGCAUGCACAAUUGAGUUUUCUGAGGAAUACAACAGCGCCAGUAGUAGCAGAAGUAGCGACGACAGCGACGAUAGCGAUGACAGCGACGACAGCGAUGACAGCGACGAUAGCGACGACAGUGAUAACAGCAACGAUAGCGAUGACAGCGAUAAGAGCGACGACAGCGAUAAGAGCGACGACAGCGAUAAGAGCGAUGACAGCGAUAAGAGCGAUGACAGCGAUAAGAGUGACGACAGCGAUAAGAGCGACGACAGCGAUGACAGCGAUAAGAGCGACGACAGCGAUGACAGCGAUAAGAGCGACGACAGCGAUAAGAGUGAUGACAGCGAUAAGAGCGAUGAUAGCGAUAACAGCGAUAAAAGUUCUUUAAGUAUUGUAAGCGACGAUAGCAGUGGUGAAGACAGUGACACUGACGGUUCUGUGCCUUGUACCAAAAGAGCUAGCUACGAUCGAAAAGCUUACUUCCAUUUCGUUAAAGGCAAGGGCUGGACCAAGGUGACCUGUGCUAAAGGAACCACUUUUAAUACCAAAAACUGCUCGUGCAGUCCCCCUAAGUCAGACAGCAGUAGCAGUAGCAGUAGCAGUAGCAGUGAAGAAGAUGAUGCGUUACUUAACUGCCCGAGAAGAGCAGAUGAUGACAGCAGGUUUUAUUUGCAGAUGGUACAAGGCUAUGGAUGGUUGAGACGAGCCUGUACCAAAGGGAAAACUUUUAGCCAAGAAGAUUGCAAAUGUGUAAUUUCAUCAUCAGAAGAAGACAGCAGCAGCAGCAGUAGCAGUAGCAGCAGCAGCAGUGACAGCACAGAGGAUGACUUCCAAAAGGACAGCCAGGCCUCGUGUAGUCGAAAGCCCACAUCUGAUUCGGGAAUUUACUUAAAAUUGGUUUUGGGUAAAGGCUGGGUGCGAGAGAACUGUCCGGAUCGUACGGUGUUUGACGAUGAAAAUUGUCGCUGUUCUUCUAUUUUAUCCGACGAGAGCAGCAGCAGCAGCAGCAGCGAUUGA